Messenger RNA from Carya illinoinensis, 514 nucleotides. RefSeq lists its product as uncharacterized. Lineage: Eukaryota; Viridiplantae; Streptophyta; Magnoliopsida; Fagales; Juglandaceae. The record is from RefSeq and is a predicted model, not a curated record. Bases 125 to 514 code for a protein of 129 amino acids. The transcript is spliced from 2 exons.
UUCGUUAGGCUGAUGGAAGAGAGGGUAAGACGUCACAUCCAAAGUGAGUGUUAACAGUUUUGAGUUGAAGUUGUUGAGAGUUAAUUAAGUAUCAUUUUAUUUGAAGGGUGAGGAGCCAAGGAACAUGAUUGAAUUUUACAAAGAAACACACUGGUCAAAUAAGAAGGGCAAAUUCAUCAAUGUAGCAAGUGAACACAACUAUAAUCUGAUGCUAGAGAGGUUGAAUGAGAAAGAAACUGAAGAGGAUGUUGAGGAGAUUGCAGGUGAUGUGUUCAAGGAGGUGUUGGGGUUCAAAUCUGGCUAUGCAGUUGGCCUGGGGCACUCAGUCAUACCUGAGCCCUCCCCGUUCUUGAGAAAUAACAAGGCAUUUAAACGUAUGGCUGAAGAGAAUGAAAUGAACAAGGAAUGUGCAGACUUGUAUAAGAGUAAACUAGAAGCAAUUAUGGGUGAUAUGGCUGAGCUGCACAAACAGUUUUCUGAGCAUGACAAACAAAUCAUGGCCAUGUCAUCAUAG